AUGGCAGGCUGGUUUGGAAAGGCAGCGCCCGCUCGGGUGCAUACUGAUACGGUCGCGCCAAUGCGCUACUUCGAUGACAGCAUAGCUCAAGGUGAAAUCGAAUAUCAUUUACCAGCAGAGUUCACACCAGAGAGACCAGCAGUCGCAUUCUCGCAAGUUCAAACUGGCAUGGCCAUUGCUGCACAUCCGGUCGCAUCCCAGCUCCCACGCGCACACGGAAACAGGCCAAUAAUUGCAGGAGACCCGGAACUAUUUACAAGCCUUGUACGACCUGAGGGCAUGCCUACCAGCAUAAAUGACUGGCUGACACAGGAUCGUGGCCUGCUCGGUCUCCAUGUGGUCUCGUUUACGGACGCAACGAUCGUGGUCUUUUACUUUAACCACACCACCUUUGAUCUCAUGGGAUGGGGAGCUCUCAUGACGGCUUGGACACAUGUACUUCACGGGCGCGAGCAUCUGGUGGCCAAACCGUUUGGCGGCGACCCUGGCUCGACCGGCUUUGAUCAGCUCAAGGACUUGGGCACGAAUCCCACGGAGCCUCACGUACUGGCGCACAAGCAUAUGAAAAUUGGUAGCCUAAUUGGCUACGGCGUUCGUAAUGUGUUUGAUCUAGCUUUCAAAGCCAAGGAGAAUCGUAUCGUGUGUAUCCCAGGGGCAUUCAUCGACAAGCUGAGAGCUCGGUCAAUGGCAGAGCUCAGCGCGGCUGCAGAACCAGGCGCCACUCCGUUUCUAUCGGACGCCGACGUUUUGGCUGCCUGGUGGGCACGGCUGGCUGCUUCAACCAGUCAAAGCCCAGACUCGGAGCGUACCAUUAGCAUCCAAUACGCAGCCAGCGCCCGCAAAGCGCUGGGGAUGUCGGUUGAUUAUUCCCGAGACCCCUAUCUCAGCAAUCUGUUCACGAUGCUCUACACCAUCAUGCCGGCCCGAGAUCUGAUCAACAAACCAGUCAGCCACACGGCCAAGGAGAUCCGACGGUCGAUUGUAGAGCAAGGGACGCGAGAACAGGUCGAGUCAUACUAUGCGAUUCAGCGUCAAACUCCGGGAAAAAUGUUGCCAUUCAUGGGAGACGCUGGCAUGCACGCCGUGCUCAUGUCCAACUGGGGCAAGGCCAAUCUGUAUGCUCACGACUUUAGCCCCGCUGCCUUGUUUAGUGAAGAUCGAGGAAAGGCGCAAUAUCCAAGCUACAUACAGGCGACACAGGUGCCAUUCAACUAUCCCGAGGGUUUCCUUGUGAUUGGACAAGACAUGCAAAAGAACUACUGGCUCUACGGAUUUCGAAUGGCUGGUCUCUGGGCCAAGGUUGAAAAGGAACUUGCAGAGUUGGACGUCUAG
Pestalotiopsis fici W106-1 is the source of this 1332-nucleotide messenger RNA. RefSeq lists its product as uncharacterized. Gene Ontology annotation, molecular function: acyltransferase activity, transferring groups other than amino-acyl groups. Bases 1 to 1332 code for a protein of 443 amino acids. The transcript has 2 exons. NCBI's taxonomy places the organism in Eukaryota, Fungi, Ascomycota, Sordariomycetes, Amphisphaeriales, Sporocadaceae. The record is from RefSeq and is a predicted model, not a curated record.